Molecule: messenger RNA, 546 nt
Organism: Paraphaeosphaeria sporulosa
Lineage: Eukaryota; Fungi; Ascomycota; Dothideomycetes; Pleosporales; Didymosphaeriaceae
Exons: 1
Biological process (GO): base-excision repair
Cellular component (GO): nucleus
Molecular function (GO): catalytic activity; DNA binding
Source: RefSeq, a predicted model, not a curated record
CUUCAAGCCCCAGAAUUUGGCCUUAUUCAAGAGCGUAUAUGCGACAGUCUUUUUGCGCUCGUCAUCCAAGCGAUUCUGUGGAACAAAACAAAAGGCACUGCGGCCCGACCUAUCCUAUGGAAAGUCUUAUGCACAUACCCAACUCCAGAGCUGCUCGCUUCUGCCGACCCCACUGCAGUGCAGGAACUCAUUCGCAUACUCGGGCUACAAGAGCGAAGAGCACAAUGUCUAGUCAAGCUGGCCCAGGUUUGGGUAGCUGCUCCGCCGUCAGCUGAUCGGCGAUAUGGACGUCGCGAUUAUCCAAAGGGAGAGGGCAGAGAUGUGAAAAAUCGUGAGCUGCUAGGCCCCGACGAUGAGCGAGAAGGCUGGGAAAUCGGGCAUCUGCCAGGUAUUGGAGAGUAUGCGCUUGAUUCGUAUCGCAUAUUCGGACGUGAUCGAUUGCGCGGGCUUCAAGAUGCGGAAGGAGUAGAGCCUGAGUGGAAGCGCGUCAUUCCUAACGACAAAGAACUUGCUCCGUAUGUUAAGUUCAAGUGGGCGCAAGAAGGG